Molecule: messenger RNA, 1005 nt
Organism: Belonocnema kinseyi
Lineage: Eukaryota; Metazoa; Arthropoda; Insecta; Hymenoptera; Cynipidae
Product: zinc finger MYM-type protein 5-like
Exons: 1
Coding region: 1-1005 (334 amino acids)
Source: RefSeq, a predicted model, not a curated record
AUGCCGUGCUCAAUGUUAAAAGUGUGGCUUUCCGGUGCCGAGUAUCGAAAAAGAAGAGCGGAAAAAGAGGCGAAAUUAGAAAGAGAAAGUGGUUCUUUUGAAAAGUAUUUAAAAACAAGUAAUGUUACUGUUGAUACUAGUGAUAGAGUUAGUACUAAUGAAAAAAUUUCAUUGCCAUCGACUUCAACUUGUCAAGACAAAUAUUUUGAAAGCGGGUUGCAUGAUGGAUCAUUAGAUAGCGACGCAGCUUUAAUAGUAACAAAAGUCGAGAUAACAGAGGAAGAGGAAACGGUUGCAAUUUUGAAUCUGGAUUUGAAUUCUACCAGUACGGAGAUUUCUCGAGACCCUUUAAAGUGGCCACUUGAAAUAAACGAUGAUAUAAGGUUACUUCUAGUCAAAAAAGGACCUAUACAUAUACGGGAAAAAGACAAUGCGGAAGGAAAGUUUCCGAAAGAUGAAUUCGGACGUCGUUUUAAUGAAUCAUAUUAUCAGAGGCGUAUGUACAAUGGGGAAAUAAUUUUAAGAUCAUGGCUCAUUUACUCAAAAAGCGCAGAUGCGGUGUUUUGCUUUUGUUGUAAACUUUUUACCACCAUUCAAAGCGCUUUAACUUCGGGUGAUUGCAAUGAUUGGAAUCAUAUCGGUGAAAGACUCAGCUCACACGAAAAGAGCCAGGCACAUUUAAUUGCCCAUAAACAGUGGACUGAAUUAGCAUUGAGAGUGAGGACAAACAAGACAAUCGAUGCUAAUCAUCAACGCAUGUUGGAUGAUAAAGCGCGACAUUGGCAAAAUGUGUUCGAGCGGCUUCUAGCAAUCAUACAUUUUUUGGCACAACAAAGUUUAGCAUAUAGAGGAACAUCGGACAAAUUAUAUGUUCACAAACAUGGAAAUUUUUUUAAACUAGUUAAGCUAAUUUCAAAGUUUGAUACUGUUAUAUCUGAGCACCUUUUAAGAAUUAAAGAUGGUCGCACGCAACAGCAUUAUCACGGCAAAGAUAUUCAAAAUUAA